CUCCGCCCCGUUCGUUUAGCUAAAAUCCCGACAGGCCCAGCGACUAGGAGAGUCACGUGAGGGUGUGAGGUGGAGGGUGAGGCCGGCCUCUUGGCUCUUCGUCUCUAUGGUUGUCAGAGGUGGGCGGCUUCUACCCAGGACCUGCUGAAACUCCAGCGUGAACGGGAUGUUUCGUCUUAACUCACUUUCUGCCUUGGCAGAAUUAGCUGUGGGUUCUCGAUGGUACCAUGGAGCGUCACAGCCUGCCCAGACCAGGCGAAGACUAAUGGUGGUGGCUUUCCUGGGAGCAUCUGCAGUAACAGCAAGUACUGGUCUCUUGUGGAAGAGGGCUCAUGCAGAAUCUCCACCAUGUGUAAACAACUUAAAAACUGACAUUGGUGAUAAAGGGAAGAAUAAAGAUGAAGGGGAGGUUUGUAACCAUGAAAAAAAGGCUGCAGAUACUGGUCUUGACUCUUAUCCCGAAGAAAAGAAGAAGAAACGUUCUGGAUUCAGAGACAGAAAAGUGAUGGAAUAUGAAAAUAGGAUUCGAGCCUACUCCACACCAGACAAAAUCUUCCGAUAUUUUGCCACUUUGAAAAUAAUCAAUGAGCCUGGUGAAACAGAAGUGUUUAUGACUCCCCAAGAUUUUGUGCGAUCCAUAACACCCAAUGAAAAACAACCAGAACACUUGGGCCUUGAUCAGUAUAUUAUAAAACGUUUUGAUGGAAAGGCUAAAUUCUUCAAAGUGAAAAAGAAAACAUUACACAGGGUCAGAAAGAAAAGUAAAGUGUCAGUUUUACAGAGGAGGAGGAAAAAAGUACAUCAGGAAGAAGAAAGAGCCAGGCCUGGCUCCACAGAGGAUAAAGGGAAAGAAAUCAAAAGGAAAAUCAUGGAGUGGCUGGAAAAGAAAAUUUCCCAGGAACGAGAAAAAUUUGCAGAUGAAGGCAGUAUAUUUUACACCCUUGGAGAAUGUGGGCUCAUAUCCUUUUCAGACUACAUUUUUCUUACAACGGUCCUUUCCACUCCUCAGAGAAAUUUUGAAAUCGCCUUCAAGAUGUUUGACCUGAAUGGAGAUGGAGAAGUAGACAUGGAGGAGUUUGAACAGGUUCAAAGCAUCAUUCGCUCCCAAACCAGUAUGGGAAUGCGUCAUAGAGAUCGUCCUACUACUGGCAACACCCUCAAGUCUGGCUUAUGUUCCGCCCUUACAACCUACUUUUUUGGAGCUGAUCUCAAAGGGAAGCUGACGAUCAAAAACUUCCUCGAAUUUCAGCGUAAACUUCAGCAUGAUGUUCUAAAGCUGGAGUUUGAACGCCAUGACCCUGUGGAUGGAAGGAUAACUGAGAGGCAGUUUGGUGGCAUGCUGCUGGCUUACAGUGGGGUGCAGUCCAAGAAGCUGACUGCCAUGCAGAAGCAGCUCAAGAAGCACUUCAGAGAUGGAAAGGGUCUGACGUUUCAGGAGGUGGAGAACUUCUUUACUUUUCUAAAGAAUAUUAAUGACGUGGACACUGCAUUGAGCUUUUACCAUAUGGCUGGAGCAUCUCUUGAUAAAGUGACCAUGCAGCAGGUGGCCAGGACCGUGGCCAAAGUGGAGCUGUCAGACCACGUGUGUGAUGUGGUGUUUGCACUCUUUGACUGUGACGGCAAUGGGGAACUGAGCAAUAAGGAAUUCGUCUCUAUUAUGAAGCAGCGGCUGAUGAGAGGCCUGGAGAAGCCCAAAGACAUGGGUUUCACCCGCCUCAUGCAGGCCAUGUGGAAAUGUGCACAGGAAACUGCCUGGGACUUUGCUUUGCCCAAAUAGAAACCCAGACUACAGAGGGGUCAACUCCUGCACCCCAGGCACACUGGAGCCCCUAGAGCAGAGCCUCAGCUCUUCGUGCUGCUGCUUCCAACAGCAGUGCUCCCUUCUCUUGCGAGCAGCCUUCCACGGCUUCCCCUGUCCUCAUGUUCCGCUAGGCUCUGACUUCCCAGUGACCAUGCCCACUGGUUCUUAGAAGCCCAGACUCAUUUUCAAAGCCCAGACUGUGGCUCCUGCAUCAGCCCUCCCCAUGCGGGAAGCCUGUGGACAAAGAAUCUAAGGAGCCCUCCACACACCUGCCAGCCCUGGGAAACAGCCAGUCCUCAAGCCACUUUUGCCAUGGAUUUACCUUAACAAGAACUUCCUUGCUCUUCCUCCUGCUGGUGUUUUUAAGCUGCAAGUUGGGAAAAGUCUGGCAGGCAAAAGGAAGUCUGUGAUGGAUGAUAAUGACAAUGACUUGGGCACCCUGAGCUGGCAGGAAGCCUGGGCCAGAGGAAGGUUCUGUCAGACGCAGUGAAUCCGAGCCAAGGCCCGCUACAGGAAGGCAAUGUGCUCAGUGGGAGCAGAUUCUGAAUUUAUAGCAGUUGCUCCAUGGCCCUUUCUGCUCCCUUCUUUCCUCGGGGCUAAGAGUCCAUGCUUAAGGAGCAGCAAUGAUGGAGCUCCUUUUCCCUGCAAGCGCCAUCUCCUCUCCAGCACGGGCCUCUAAAUCCAUGGUGUGGCUCACGGCCUCUCUGCCCUCUGUCUUAAACACUCAUAAAAUAUCACUUUAAUGGUUUGCAAUAAAGACCCCCAAAGGCU
Messenger RNA from Heterocephalus glaber (naked mole-rat), 2572 nucleotides. It is a transcript of the gene Micu1, whose product is annotated as mitochondrial calcium uptake 1. The record is from RefSeq and is a predicted model, not a curated record. Gene Ontology annotation, cellular component: uniplex complex. NCBI's taxonomy places the organism in Eukaryota, Metazoa, Chordata, Mammalia, Rodentia, Bathyergidae. Gene Ontology annotation, biological process: mitochondrial calcium ion homeostasis; calcium import into the mitochondrion. Gene Ontology annotation, molecular function: calcium ion binding.